AUGUCUACAGCAACACAUCACUGUCUUGGUAAAAAGUCAUCGAUUCCUUACAUUCACUCAAAUCACAAGUCCACGACAUCAUUAUACCAACAACCAACGGAAUCGAUGAUUGAGGCCGCAAAGAUUGAUUACGCUACCCGUCUUUUCAUCUACACUCGACAACAACUUCAACAAGUAUCCUCCUUAACUUCUAAAGGUCAAGAAAAUAAAAGUAAAAAGUUUACGCGAAAUGGGGUGAAGGAAUAUAAUGAAAUUCGUGGCAGGAAGCGAAACGAAAUUGCGUUGGUGGAUUUUGGUAGUUGCCAAAGAUCUUUGAUUCAAGUCACAGUGUUCGAUACACCUAAAACCGAACUUGAAAAAAAAGGAAUGUAG
Messenger RNA from Funneliformis mosseae, 372 nucleotides. The record is from the annotation of a GenBank genome assembly. Lineage: Eukaryota; Fungi; Glomeromycota; Glomeromycetes; Glomerales; Glomeraceae.